AAAACCGUUUCCCAAAUUUGCUUUUGUUAAGUCUCUGUGCCCACCACAUUAUUAUCUCAUUAUAUUGCACAAUUUCUAUAAAUCCUGAAAGAAGUUGAUUACGAACAAGCAUACACUGAUAGUAAUUGACAUAUUAACAUAAUAAAUAAUAACAUUUAUCAUUACCUUAAUAGCAAUAGCAAGACCACUUAAGACUUAUGUACCGCUUCAUAGUGAUUUACAGCACAAUGUUAUUACUAGUUAGGAGAACGUGUAUUACAUGUAUUAUACUGAAUAGUUACAGAGAUUUCAGAAAAAUGGAUGCUAAAAUACUCUCUGAUAUUGCAUAUAGCUGGGUGGGUGGCGAAAAUUGUGGUUACUUAUUGUUGAAAAUUCCCGACGGCUACUGUUCCAGUUCAAUAUUGUAUUGAUAUGAUAUACACAUUUAUCACAAAUAAAUAAAUUCAAGGUAUUCAAGCACACUCCAAUCACAAUAUAACAAUGAAUCAAGCCAGUUAGGCAAGCUCCAAAAUAUGCAAACAAACAUAAGUUUUAUACUGAUGAUACCAUGUUGGCCCAAUUGAACAACCAUAGGUUGCUGGUUUAAUUUGGUUUCCAGCAGAUCGACCAUGUUAGUCUGCUGAAGUAUAAAAAAACCUUAGUGAAUCUGAAAAAAAGAGCUAUACAAUAAAGUGGACUACAAUUCAAUAUACCAGAUACAAAAUACAUGGUAUGGAGUUGACCAGAUACAGAAUAUAUCAAAGUUUUCUGUAAUCCAUGCAAAAUCUGCCAUAAUAAAGUCUUGCUAUAAUGAAAUGUCGUCUGAAUAAUCAUCAGGUUUUUUUUCCAGCAGUGAUUUAAAGGUACUGUAUCUGUAUAAAGAUAGAUUUGGCACCUCAAGUAUAAAUCUGAAUCGUGCACCUUUAUGGCUUUGCUCUGCUAAUAAUACUGAACGAGAAGCUUUUGACAGUGAAGUCUUACUUCAGUGGAUUUUUUUUUCUUCUUUCAUUCCUGAGGAGGGAUGUUACUUCUAAGUAGGAAACUAUCUGUCUGCCCGGCAGCGCCUCCAAAAGAGGCAUUUUGGGCGUUAUGAACUUCUCCCUUCGGGAUUCUUGGCCUCUGCGGGAUCAAUCCAGCUUGUAGUCAUUUUCUGCAAUUGAGCCCCACGGCAAUUGUUUACCAGCUUCCCUUGAAAGUCUUCACACAAAGCCCUGCUUUUCCGUGGGGCACCACAUGCAGGCGACCAAGAAGCCCACUUCGAGAUCCAAGGGACUUGGGAGUUUAUGACCCAAGAAACCUCUCACGUCAGUUAAUGGACAUUUGUAUGAGCGUGUACGAGCGCCUGCUUCUUCUCAAACACGAGUUCCUCUUUUCUACCUGCGUCCCUGGCACCAAACUACUUACAGGUCUAGAAAAGACCGAUUUAUAGGUCAUUGUCACAUGACAAAGGUUUGGAGACAGUUUAAUUUUCCCGUCCUUGUAAUUUUCAUUUACCAUCCCAGGAGCUCAGGAUGGCAUGCAGUGAUCCCUCAUCUCAUUUCAUACAACAAUGAUCCUGUGAGUCCCUUUAGCACAUGGAAUCCUUCACAGAUACUACUGUCCAUUGCUGUUCUGGAUGAGUGGAAGGUCACAGUAAUGAAAGGCAGCAAUAGGAAUAAAGAUCACUCAACAGACGGAGAAGGAACUGGAAAACGACCAAAGAGGAAGUGUCUUCAGUGGCAUCCACUACUUGCAAAGAAAAUUCUUGACUUUUCUGAGGAGGAGGAGGAGGAAGAAGACGAGGAAGAUAUUGAAAAGGUCCAGAUUCUGAGUGCUGAUGGUCUUGACCAUGAUGCUGAUGAAACAGAAGAUGAGGAAUCUUCAGAACAGCGAGCUCGCAGACCAAUGAAUGCAUUCCUUUUGUUCUGCAAACGUCAUCGUUCCCUUGUCCGGCAAGAACAUCCUCGUCUGGAUAAUCGUGGUGCUACUAAAAUAUUGGCAGAUUGGUGGUCUCUUCUUGAACCUAAAGAAAAACAAAAAUACACGGACAUGGCCAAGGAGUAUAAAGAUGCAUUUAUGAAAGCAAAUCCUGGCUACAAAUGGUGUCCACCUACAAACAAACCUGUGAAAACUCAGUCACCCACACUAACAAAUCGGAAAAAGCUUUGGGCUUUCCCAUCAGAAGCGACAAAAGAUUUACCUACUCCCAAAAAGUUGAUGAAGACAGAAGAAACCCCUCAGCUGAAUUUUGCAAUGGCAGAUCCCACACAAAUGGGAGGCCUCAGCAUGCUACUGUUAGCAGGAGAACAUGCCUUGACUGCACAAGAAGUUUCUUCAAAUACAUGUCUUUCUGAUUCCCCUAAUUCUACUGAAGGAUGUCUAAACUCAACAAUGUUACAAUUUGCUGAGAUUUCUUCAAAUCUGUCAAAGGGAACUGUUCCUGCAAAUCCAAAAGAAAUUGGUGAAUCAACUCUACUUCAUUUCUCAGAGCUGAAGGGUCCUGAGCCAAUCAAGCACUAUAGAAAAUCAGCACUCUUCCAGUUGGCUGAGAUCUCAUCAAGUACAUCCCAUUCAGGUCCUUCUGAAUUAACGAAACAAUGUGGGACAUCAGCAUUGUUUCAGUUGGCAGAGAUGUGCCUUGCCUCUGAGGAAGUAAAAGUGAGAGAAUCUGGGAAGGCAAAACCUGAAACAGCCAGGAUUGUCAAAACACUGAAAGCAUCUGAACAGAUGAAAGUUGAAGAUCCAGAGAGAGCAAAAAUAAAAACAGAAAAAUCUCAGAAAAUGAAGGAACAAGAACAUAAAAAAACAAAGACUGGAGUUUUUGAGGAGGUGACAAGGUGUGUGCAUAUUUCAGAUCCAGCUUUGAACAGCAUUGCAUUAGUUGGACAUGACAAUGCAACAUCAAAAGAUCCUGCAUGCUGUUCCCAUGAGCUGACAUCAAUAGCUGACAUCAGCAUUUUAGGAUUAAACAAACCAGAAAAGCUGAAGAAGAAAAAGAAGAAAAAUAAAGUGGACCGACAAGGACUUGAGAAAUGUACUCCUAAAAAGACUUGCAAAAAGAGGCAGUCUUCCGAAUCAGACAUUGAGAGUGUCAUUUAUACUAUUGAAGCAGUUGCAAAAGGGGACUGGGGGACAGAGAGACUUACAGAAAUGUCCCAUAAGAAAAUUCGCCUUUCUUCUGCAGUAAAGGGGAAUAUUUUGGACACAAAGUCGCCAAAGAAGAAAGUAAAAUCAAAAGAAAAAAGAUCACUGAAAGAAAAAUGUUUAGAGACCACCAAAGAAUCAAAGCCUCCUGAUUUUUUUAGCAUUAAAGAUAACAAGGAUGCACCAUUUGAAGUAUCUGAAAACACAACAUCAGAUGUUCUAACCCCAACAGAGGAUAUAAUAUCACAGAGUUUACCAGAUCAAGUAAAAAUUGAAGACAAUGACUGUAGUAAAAAGGCAGAAAUUUGCGGCUCGAGAAAAUCUGAAAGAGCUUGCAAAGGUGCUCUGUACAAAACUCUGGUGUCAGAAGGCAUGCUUACAUCUCUGCGUUCCAAUGUUGACAGAGGAAAACGAAGCUCAGGAAAAGGUGGCAACUCUGAUCAGGAAGGAUGCUGGAAUGAAGAAACGUGGGCAUUUUCCUUAAGUGGGACAAGUGGGAACAAAAAGUUAAAAAGAAGCAAGCCAAAGGAAGACAUUGUUUUGGGCUUAGCAAAGCUGGAAGAAGAAUUUGAAAAAAAGUUCAACAGCCUUCCUCAAUACAGUCCAAUCACAUUUGAUCGUAAAAAUGCCUCUCUACCAAGAAAAAAGAAAAAAGUUGGCAGUUGCGCUGUAGACCAAACAAAAUCUAACAAAGAGUCUGUGGUAAUACAAGAACCACUGGUUGGAAGUCAGAAGAGAAAAGCAAGGAAAACCAAGAUCACACAUCUUGUUCGAACAGCAGAUGGUCGAGUUUCACCAGCAGAACAAGAUCUGGAAGAAAAACCAAAAGGGCAUCUGCAGAAUACUCUUCAGAGAACAUUAAAUACAGGGAUGGAGUGCAGAAAGGAAUCCUUGCUAAACAACAAUCUGGCAGAAAGUCAUAGUAUGACAUCAGACAUGCCAUCUGUAUCUGCAUUCUUCAGUCUAGCUGCCUUAGCAGAGGUAGCAGCAAUGGAAAAUGUGCACAGGAAUCAGAGAACAGCACCUCUUCCCUGUGAUGGACAGCCAAAAGAAAUGUCUCAGGCUCCAGUGCUUAUUUCCUGUGCUGACCAGUGAAGCUCUACCCUUUUGUAAAACAUUGUGCUUUACCUAAUAUUCUAGCCUUGUCUUUACCAAUGGAUGGUAGUCAGUCCGCAUGAUGGAGGAACUCAUAGACUGAAAAUGAGUGGUUCAUGUUCAGUGUGGCACAGAUUUCACUUGUAGCUUGGGCCAGGUCCCUUUAGCUUGAGCCUAAAAUGUACUAUGAGACUGAUAUUAUUUCUCUGUUAUGGAACAGAAAUGAAAUAUCCUGGAGCUUUGCUUUCUAGUGAACAUUUUUAAAGUGGUAAAUUCACAGUUACAUGGAGAAGGCAAACUUUACUGUAGCUCAUACAGCACCUGUUCUGUCAAAAGUAAUUCAUAUGAAGUCUAGCUAAUUUAAAUAAAAAUACAGAGAAAAAGGAAAAAAGGAAAGAAAGAAAGAAAGAAAGAAAGAAAGAAAGAAAGAAAGAAAGAAAGAAAGAAAGAAAGAGAACUUAUACACUGCACUAGUUACUAGAUAAUCUUAGUCCUUUUUACAUGAACAUUUAAGUUCUCGGAUGGUUUAUAUAAUAGGUUAUGCCUACAUUUAUAUUUAAGAGUGAAUUUAAGAACCUGUUUGUAGACUCCAAGAACGCAUGGGAGGUGUACCAUUGUUUGAGGUCUAUGUGCGGCCAUAUGGCCAAGAAGUUCUGCACUUUUCUGAAUUUGCCACCAGGGUGAUAGAAUUUUUGGCAAAAUAAAUAUUGACAGGCUUUAUUGUGCUUUUUUUUUUUAAAUUAAGCAUAGAAUAAUGAAGAUUUACAUUUAAAGCAAAGGUCCAGCAUACCUAUAAGAGCAAUGCUUAUGGAUUACUGGUUUGAAUUUCAAGCCUUGAAAAUUUCAUUUAUUUUUGGACAGAAAUUCAGAAUGAAUAAGUUUAAAGCAGUGAAAUGGAGAAAAUACUAUUAAUAUAUUGUUCAGAAGUGACCUUAGUACUACUUCACUCUUUUGGGGAAAAGUCUUUUCCAUUGACAUAUACACUGAUGAAUAUAUUUUACAUUUUAUGGACACUGGAAUUGUCAUAAAUACUAUGCACAGUCUGAAUUGGCUUCAUCAGUUUAUGAAGUGCCAGUGGUAGUUUGGGAUGGCGAAGUGCUGAGUAUAAUAUAUAAGUAGAAGAUGAUUGAGGAAUAAUGUUACAGAAUUUAGGCCAUCAAACAGACGAUUUUUCAAUUUGUGUUGUCUUUAGUCUGUGUUGCAUCCUUUUCCCAUCUCUACAUCUCUUGCCAGAGCAGGUUCUAGCGUUUAUAUAAUUAAAACUUUAUGUUAUUUCUUAAUUACUUUAUAUACACCAGUUUCCUGUUGUUCAACACAACAUGCAGCAUCAUCUAUUCAGAUUCUUUUUAAAAAGACACUCUAAAUCGGCUGCAUGAUAUAAAAUAAUUGAUAGGUGGUACUUUAGUUUUUGUCCAAGGCCCCAACUACAGUAAUUCUGCUGUAACAUCAAGCAGGGGAAUUUGGCACCUGUGCACACAGUUUUCCAUCUGUCUAGGGAUGCACAAAUGGAAGUCUCCUUCCACAUGUAUACAGCCCUGACUGGAUCAGGGCAACAAUACUCCUAGCAGCAACAUUUUAUUUUUCAUCAGAAUUUGACAGGAAAUUAACACAUUAAUGCAGGGUACUUCUUUCACAGCACAAGAAAUUUCCCUAUUUUGAUUUGCAUCAUAGCACAAAGAUUUAACCAAAUGCUAUUGAUCAGACCCCAGCAAUAAUUUUCUAUGAGUCUUGUCUCUGGUGGAAUUUUGUGGUAGUGUUUAGUUCAGUGAGAUCCUUUUAUAUUAAUUAGGUCUCUCUAUGAGCAUUUACACAGUAUUAUCAGGCCUCCUUCAUUUGUAUGUGACAAAAUUAUUAGAGAAUAUGGAGUUUUAUUGGGUUUUUUUUGUAAUUGGAUUUAACAGCCAUAUGAAAGGUGACUCUUAAAACUUGCUUGGCUUAGCCUUUUAUUAUUCUAAUCAGUGCAUGUCUUUUCAGGGUCUGAAUCAGAAACAACAAGCAGAUCAUAUACUUUGUAAUAAUUGAUGAUAGCAAAAAUUGUCACUUCGGCCUAUGUAAAAAAAUCAAAACUCAUUCAAAGUUAUAGAUAUUGAAUAGGAGAAUAAAAACACAGUUUCAACAGGCAUGAGAAAAUAAAAACUUGUUAGAAAAUUCAGGUAGAAGAAACUUCCACAUGCUGCUGUAACAUGUGGAGCUAUUUUAAUAGUUCAAUUUUGUUAACAUUUUCUAAAUUAUUUUAACAAAAUAGAAUGCUGCCAUCAUGCCAUACUGUUGAGCAUAUAUUGUGGUAGCUAAAGGAAUAUAUGACCAUGUACUAGCUAUGGCUCAAAUAUGUUAGUAGCUGAAAUCCAAAUAUCCUAUGGUGCAGCCUGUUCAUCUUUACAGUGGUACUAACAUACACAUUCUAUUGAAUCCAUUAGAAUAGCUGCAUUUUGCAAAAGUACAUCAUUCUGUAUUCCAUUUUAAAUUUCAAUAUUGUUCCUAAAAUAUUUCUUUGUAUGAAUGGUACCUUUAUAAAGAAUGCGGAAAAGUAGCUUUUUCUAAGUAAAUUAAUAACUUGAUUACCUUUCUUUCCAAAACUUUGUUGACUAUCCCUUAGACAAGGGAUUGAAUAUGGGUCAAUUUACUGAAUAUGAGUGUUUUCUGAUGCUAAUAAACUUUUCUGUAGAUAUGCUUAAUUUUUAAGCGAUUAGGCACCAAGAGUAGCAGAAAUCCUGCAAAGCUUUAUAGUUCAUGAGGAGCACAGCCCACUUGGAAGAUUCUCUGCAGAAUCCUCAUUGGAAUGUAGAUAUUGCCCAGCUUCCAUUCAUUCCAGUGGAAAUUCUGCAGGAGAAUAGCCAGAUAAAUUGUGCCCUGUGGUUUGUUUCUUUUGUUGUUGUUGAAUGACGUCUUAAUUUUAGAGACUUGCUGCAUUUAUUAGAAUGGGGAUCCCUGAUUUCAGAAAGAAAGAACAUUUGUUAGCACAAAAAAUGUGAAACCAACAAUGUAUUGUUAAAUUACUUUAGUUUUUAUUGAUUUGUGUGUUUUUUAAGAAAUUUCAUUUCUAUGAUACGUAUUUUCAUAUACCAGCAAUGUCACUAUCAAACUUAUGUCCAUGAAUUCAUUUUGAGCAAGAAAUGUUGCACCUUAACUAUUUCAAAAAACCAAAAUAUUAUGUUCUCUAUUGCUUAUUCCAGUAUGUUGUAUUAUAGUUUAUCAAACCCAUUCUAAUUUAGCAAAGUUAUCAGUAUUUAUGCAUUUAACAAUAUCCUCUAGGUCUGAACCUGUAUAUGUCUUUUUUCUUUUACAAACAAAAUUUAAAUAAGAUAAACAACAUAUUCUACUCCCCUUUGUGGUCUUUUUCUGAAGAUGAGAUAUUUUCUAAAUAUAAAAUUUAGCACUGCCCAAUUUUCUUUUGGUAGUUUAUUUAUUUAGUGAUUUUUGAGUUCACAUGCUUCUGAGAUAUACACAUAGUAUCUGAUAUUGCAAGCAUAGAUUCAGCUGGGAGGAUACUGUAAUGUCAUUUUCAUGUAAUUGUGUUAGUACUGUAUUAGAGGGUGGGAUGGGAAAUGAGUUCUGCAAAGUAUUUAAUAUGUGCAUUAGAUUUUGAUUCUCCUGUUAGGGUGUUUUCCAGAUUCAAGACCAAAACUAAUGUAAAAUCUUGUGGAGCUUAUAUCAUGCUGUUGUACUUAUGACAGUAUUUUUUUCUGGAUUGUACUGUGAUACCAGAAAUAGGAUAUAUUUAUUUACAAAGAUAUAGUGUGCUUUUUACUAAUACAAUAUCUGAAAGUUACAAGCAAAGGAGUUCUUUUUUUUUCUCACCUGCAAUUCAAUCUGUGUCAUACAAAGCAAACUAAAAUAUUGUGAAUUUCACUAUUUUUUCCUAGAUAACCUCUGUUGCAUAAAUGUAGCUGCUAAUCACUUAUCAUUUGUGGACUCUACAUGUUCACUUACAAACUCAGAAGAGUUGUCUAGUGAUAUCACAAAGAUAACAUAGAUGGGAUGAGUGACAUCUAAUAUAUAAAAAGAGAUGUACUGCUGAGGAACAUUUCAGUCAGCUUUUAAAAUGCAUAUACAGUCAUUGCAACUUUAUCUCCAUAUACAGACAUACAAGAGUAUUAGUUCUCAUAGUGCUCAGUACUUCCCAGUAGGGGAAGUAACAAUAUUUAUUGAAUUUAUAUAUAAGGAAGGAUGAGAAUAUCUGCAUUCCUUCUACAAUAUCUGGUUUCAAGAUGAGGCCAGAAGUGCACAACAUUCACAUAGAUAGGCUUGGAAUAAUCCAUUUGCACGGUAACCGCUACUGAAGAUCUGGAGAUAUUGGCAGAGUGAGAAUAAAAAUAUAGCAUGAUGUCUAGAGUGAGGAACCGUGCAAUAACUUACUUUUGCAGAUUAUACCCCAAAAACCCUGGUUGUUCCCUGAAUAAUGACUACAAAACUCAAAAAUUGAGUUCUUGUAGACAAUUAUCACUUGAUUCUCAGUGAUACGUGUUUUUCAGUCAUCAGUGGGAUUGGAAAAGCUCUAAUCCUUAGUACAAAGCUUGGAAUACUUUUUGUUUUCCAAGAUUGAUUCAGUGAUUAUAUAAAAUGUAUGCUGAAAGAAACAGUUAUGUGAUGAGAGUUAAUCAAAGCAUAAGAAAAGGGCAUUAACAUCACAUGAUUUUACUGGGGGGGGUGGCUUUUCUUUUUGAAGGAAAAAUGUAGUAAAAUUUAUAAUGAUAAUUGAGUUUGCCUUGUACCAAUGUAUAUUUAUGCCUCUCAGCUGCACUGUAUUCUACAACUAAUUCUGAUGCUACCUCUAUUAAAACUACUUCAAUUGAUUUCAGUUAUUUUCACGAUUCCACAUGAAGUCUUUUCAAGUUAAUAGAUGGCUAUUUGGAUCGCACGGAAAUGCAGCAGUUUUCAGCAAUGUAAAUCUUUAUGACCCACAAUAAUCCUCUCAUUGUAAUAUCCAUAUGGCAGGUAUCAUAAUUUUAUAUUAUCACUAGCUUUUGGUUUACAUUUUAAAUCCAAAAUGUAAACAUAUAUACAUAUAAAUAUAUUGAAAGUUCUGGACAGUUUUGUUUUUUACAUACUACUCCUAAAAUUUAAACACACAAAACAAGACACAUGCAUUUUUUUCAAAAAACAUUUGUCAUUGUACUAUAUAGUUUUCUUCUCAUGGAAAACUGGGCCAGUUCAUUGAUACACAGCAUUUUAUAAAUAUGAAAUUAAAUUAGGUUUUUUGAUGUGCUGUGUCUACAAUAUAUAAAAUACAUUCCAUGAGAACAAUUCUCCCAUUCUCUUAUAAGUGAUAAUUCUAACAUACGUAGUAUAAAAUGUGUUAUAGUAGAUGCUUUUCUGUAUUAUUAAAUUAUAACAUUCAAUAAUCCAUUUUUUGAAAAGCAAUAUUUGU
Crotalus tigris (Tiger rattlesnake) is the source of this 9565-nucleotide messenger RNA. RefSeq names its product BBX high mobility group box domain containing (gene BBX). Gene Ontology annotation, cellular component: nucleus. Bases 1420 to 4197 code for a protein of 925 amino acids. Gene Ontology annotation, biological process: regulation of transcription by RNA polymerase II. The transcript has 18 exons. Gene Ontology annotation, molecular function: DNA-binding transcription factor activity, RNA polymerase II-specific; RNA polymerase II transcription regulatory region sequence-specific DNA binding. NCBI's taxonomy places the organism in Eukaryota, Metazoa, Chordata, Lepidosauria, Squamata, Viperidae. The record is from RefSeq and is a predicted model, not a curated record.